CUUGUGUGGAAACGCAAUUUCGUCUGUAAAAAAAAACCUUUUAAAAUGACUAAAGGACAAUACCAGUCAACGCUGCACACAGGACCAGUUGUAACAUGCAUGAAAACGCUGUUAAUGGUCUUUAAUUUCAUAUUCUGGGUGACAGGAAUAGUGAUCCUGUCUAUUGGGAUUUGGACGAAGGUCGACCUGUACAAAUACUUGGAGUUGUCAUCCAUCUACCAGCCGGAGGCACCGUAUGUUCUCAUCGGUGUCGGAGCCGUCAUCGUCGUCAUCGGCUCUCUCGGAUGUUGCUGCACGGUCAAAGGAAACUCAUUUUUCCUCUACCUGUACUGUGGAUUUCUGGCUCUGGUGUUUAUCGUUGAACUGAGUGCUGGGAUUGCUCUGCUGGUCUACAAAAACAAGCUUGAGAAGGGUUUCAGAGAAGGCUUAAACAGUGGAAUUGACAAAUAUGGCAUGAAAGAUGAAGGGGAGAUAACCAAAGCAUUCGAUGAACUCCAGGAGAAGCUUCACUGCUGUGGAAUUGAAAGCUACACUGACUGGUUCAAAGCACCAUGGGAGGGCAACCAAACAAAUGCUGUCCCCGCCUCCUGUUGCCGUGUCGACAAAAAGAAAUGCCAGCACUCGCACCUCCCGACUAAAGCCAAAGCGGGUGAGACUGACAUCAAUGUACAGGGAUGCCACAGGCUGGUUGUGGAUUUCAUUAAUGGCAACAUUGGUCCAAUUGGAGGUGUGGCACUGGGCAUUUCAUUCUUUCAGGUUUUGGGAGCAAUCCUUGCUGGUUGCCUAGCAAAGAGCAUCAACAAGGCCAAAUACGAGCAGAUGGACUAGAUGUCUGGUGUCCAUGGUAACGUGUGGAGGUAGUGUUCUAGCAGAUGAGAGGCUUGAUUCUUUCUAAUCACAAAGACUUGAUGAUACCAGGGUUAUUCUUCCGUUGCUUAUCAAAAUAGCUCAAUAUAUCUAAAUCUAGUACCAAAAGCAAUAUACCUGAAACCCUAGUGGUACAUGGGCAUGUUAAAGGUACUCUCUCACCAAAAGCUAAAUAUCUUAUUAUAUUAAAGGAGAAAACGUUAAUUAAUUUAAACAAUUUUCUUAAUAUAUUUUCAGACCUGUCUGUAGUUACAAAGGCCUCUGAAAGGACCUACAGAACAGGCAUUAUGAGCAGGGGGGCUUUUAUAUAGAGAUAAUAAUUGGUUACUGUCUUACAAUGUCCACUUUAUCCUGUGAUUGUCAUAUUGGCGAAUGUAAUGAGUGUUGGGCAGUAACACGUUAUUUGCUUUAUUGUGCAAUCCAGCAACAAGUGUCCAACAAUUAUGUUUAAUCAUGAGUUCUGUGAUUGAUAUACUUGUAGUGAUUGUAGGAUAUAGAAGUCAGACAUGAAAUUUAUCUCAAUAGACCGAUGCAGGCCUCGAAAUUCAUAUUAUCCUGCGACAGCAAUUUUGUACCAAUAAUAAUAAAGUAAAUAACCGAUAAUGAUAAAAAAUGCUGUUGCAGAUACAUUUUACGUCAGCUUUUUGCUACAGCAUUGCUGAUUGCUGCUGUGAAUUUCAAGGUCUGCAGAUGAUUGUUAUAAAAAAUUACCUCUUUUUACAGCUGGUUGCUAUAUAAUGUGUCCUUUAUAGACAGGUAAUUGUUAUGAAAAAUGACGUCUGUAUACAGAUAGGUGCCAUAGAGUAUGUCCUUUACAGACAGGAGAUUAUUAUGUAAAAUGUCUUGUAUAAACAGUUGAUUAUUUAAAUAUCUUCUUUUUUUCUUUUUUUAAAGUUCUAAAUUACUUAAUUGAAUACAGCUUAAAUUGAAUAUAACUACUUUUGUAUUCAAGUACAAGUUAGGAACUGUAUACAAAAAUCAAAGAUUAAAUUAGAAUACUAUUCCCAAUUUAGCAGGCAGCUCGAAUCACUGUUAUUCUGAAUUGAAAUUGCUUUUUAAAAAAAGAAGGAAAAGCAGCAUACUUAAAUUGAAAACAAAAAUAGACAAGAUGACGAUUUUAUGUAACUCGAAUCACUAUUAUUCUGAAUUGAAAUUGUUUUAAUAAAAAGAAGAAAAAGGAACAUAGGUGAAUUUAAAAUAAAAAAUAGACAAGAUGACAAUUUUAUGUAACUCGAAUCACUAUUAUUCUGAAUUGAAAUUGUUUUAAUAAAAAGAAGAAAAAGGAACAUAGGUGAAUUUAAAAUAAAAAAUAGACAAGAUGACAAUUUUAUGUAACUCGAAUCACUAUUAUUCUGAGUUGAAAUUGUUUUAAUAAAAAGAAGAAAAAGGAGCAUAUGUGAAUUUAAAACAAAAAUAGACAGAUGACAAUUAGCUCGAAUCACUAUUAUUCUGAAUUGAAAUUGCUAUAAUAAAAAGAGGAAGAAGAAAACGUUGCAUAGGUGAAUUUAAAACAAAAAUAGACACAUGACGAUUUUAUGUAACUCGAGUCACUAUUAUUCUGAGUUGAAAUUGCUUUAAUAAAAAGAACAAGGGGCAUAGGUGAAUUUAAGUCAAGAAUGGAGUGAGGACAGUGUGUGUAUUAAUGGCUAGAACACUGCUUUUGGAGAAGACUAGAGAUGGAGAUGUGAUCAUUGUGAUUUACACAAUUAUUUUGCGCUUUUUUGCCUUGCUUAUUACUUAAUACAUUGUGUGCUGUUAAACAGUUAAUACCAUAAACCACAAAUGUUGGCUUACUGAUUGCUUUAUGAUAACCAACGAUAUUUCAGUUUAUGUUAGCCAAUAGCAGUCAGUUUCUUAGUUUGAACUGGCCAGUAGUAAAGCAUGUAUCAUGUUCAAUAGGUUAAAGGUGUUUGAUCCCCUACAAUGUAUGGUACUUGAGCCUAAAACUUAAUUUCUUGCUUGAAGUAAUCGGUAGAGCGCUCACUCAAGUUGCUUGGGUCAAAGGAUCAAAACCCUUCAGUGGACCCAUUCUCUGAUCAGCCUUUUUGCCUGUCCCAAUCAGUGACUGGUACAUCAAAGGCUGUGGCAUGUGCUGUCCUGUUUAUGCUAAUGAUUAAUAAAUCAGUGUGUUAUGCAAAACAAUCUUUAACAAGUUAUGUAAAAUCUAUUUUUGUGUAGAUGUAUGUAAUCAACUUUAGACUUACCCUGCACUCUGCUAAUCAGAUUUUUAAAGUCUUUUUCUAAAGAUGACUAAAUGUUUAUGAAGGGAUUUUAGAAUUUUUUUAAAAUCCACUAGCCAUGGCAUCAGUGAAUUUAAAAAUGUACUAGCCAUGAUUAAAAAUUAACUAGCCCUACUUAACUUUAAAUUAAUUCAAUUUUACUAAAUAAUAGUAAUAAUCAGAUAUGUCACCUAAAGAGGGCGAUAGAGCUUUAGAACACUAACAUUGAGUGGUGGUGGGGGCAGAAUAUUCCUAUUUACAAAAAAUAGACUUAACUGCAACAUUUGACAAUUUUGUUUCCACUAGCUGUCGGACAUGGUAAUAGUAGUUAUUUACUAGCCCAACGUUGAAUAUCACUAGCCAUGGGAGUGGUACUACCAUAAUCUAAAAGCCCUGUUAUGUUUGUGAUCAAUUUAAGUGUUCUGAUUUGUCAAAUAUCCUAAUUUUUCAGUGAGGCGUUAUUUUUAAAAGUUACUUGUAGAAAUACAAUAUCAUGUAAAUUCUGACAUGUGCCAAACGGUCUGAGCAAAACACUGUCUUAAGCUUUGCAGACAUUAGGACAAAUCAAAAACAUGCUGGAUAUACGGAAAUGAAUGCUUUAAGCAAGAAACUAUGUUUCAUUGUAGGUGCCCUGCAAUGUUUUUAGGGGAUUACACACCUUUAACAAAUAGAUUAACAAUUGUGAUAAGAUUGUUUAAUAAACAUCUGUGAUAUAAUCAUGAUGCACAUACAUAACAGCAGAUGUAUUUCACCACUUAAAUAAUUGUUUUUAAUCACACUUUAAUAGAUUAAAAUCGAAAAUUUACAUGACAGAUGUAUUUCACCACUUAAAUAAUUGGGGUUUUUUUUUCACAGAUUAAAAGAUUAAAAAUGACAAUUUACAUAACAGAUGUAUUUCACCACUAAAAUAAUUGUUUUUAUCCCCAGUUUACGUUGACAGAUCUAUGUAUUUCAUCACUAAAAGUUUUUAUUCAGUUAUAGAUUAAAAUUGGCAUUUUACAUGACAGACCUAAGUAUUUCAUCACUAAAAAGAAUAGUUUUUAUUCAUUUAUAGAUUUAAAAUUGACAAAGUAUGUAUGACAGAUGUAUGUAUUUCAUCAGUAAAAGAAUAGUUUUUACACCCAAUUUAAUAGAUUAAAAUUGACAAUUAACAUGACAAAUGUAUGUAUACUGAAACCCAUUGAAAAUGCAUCAAUCAGAUUUGUAGUUGUAUAAAUGAUAUGAGAAGAGAUGAUAAUACAUCUAACUUAUCUUGUGUAACUGGAUGUAUUCUCAUAGGUAAUAGAUAACCUUAAACUUGUAUACAAGAGUUUGGGUUAUUGUGUGAUUUAUAUCAACUUCACACAGGCAAUUGCAGGGAUGUGAGAGCUGCACCGAAAUGCAUAAAUGCGCUUUUCCAUUCCGUCUGGAAAAAACAAAAAACAAAACAAAAACAAAAAACAAAACAAAAACAACUGAUGCGAAAAUGAAAAAACAAAAGUAGCAUCUCGCUAUCGCAAGUAGUAUUCGUGCAUAGUACAUUCCCUUGGCUGGAUUUUGUCAGCUUCACUGCAAUUGGCCAGUUUUGUCCAAUCCAGGAUAUGCUAUUGGAAAAUAGUGUUAGGCUGUGUUAAAUUUUAGAAUGAUUUGUUUUUAAAACCAUUUGCUUUAUUAACAUUAAUUUACGACAGUAUUGUUUUGUGUUUAUAUUUUAUUGAACCUUGAAUGAAUGGCACACACAUACAAAUUAUUUAUUAUUUAUUAUUAUUUAUGUCCAUUUUGUUGUCAGCAUAUUUUUCAUGCUUUUCUAAUCACGAUAUAAGAUUUAUUAUACAUUCUAAUGCACCAAUUUCUUCUAUCUUUAUAAUAUACUUUAUUACUCAUAACCGGCCUCAGUGGCGUCAUGGGUAAGCCAUUGAACAUAAGGCUGCUAGGUACACGGUUCACAGCCUGGUACCGGCUCCCACCCAGAGCAAGUU
Molecule: messenger RNA, 5044 nt
Organism: Gigantopelta aegis
Lineage: Eukaryota; Metazoa; Mollusca; Gastropoda; Neomphalida; Peltospiridae
Product: tetraspanin-7-like
Exons: 7
Coding region: 46-828 (260 amino acids)
Cellular component (GO): membrane
Source: RefSeq, a predicted model, not a curated record